Molecule: messenger RNA, 2592 nt
Organism: Sciurus carolinensis (gray squirrel)
Lineage: Eukaryota; Metazoa; Chordata; Mammalia; Rodentia; Sciuridae
Gene: Polg2
Product: DNA polymerase gamma 2, accessory subunit
Exons: 8
Coding region: 91-1530 (479 amino acids)
Biological process (GO): mitochondrial DNA replication
Cellular component (GO): cytoplasm; mitochondrion
Source: RefSeq, a predicted model, not a curated record
CGGUGUAGGUCCCCGUGCUUUGCCAGUUUGUGGCAGUUUAUUGGGUUCUUCACAGUGAUGGAGUAUCGUGCUUUUUAACUGUUGAGGGAGAUGCGGUCUAGUGCAGCCAUCAGGACCUGCCGUAAAGUCUGCAGGUGUCUGUUUUCUGGGUUUGGGGAUCGAAUAGAAGGGGGGCAAGCCGAUUGGUUGACGGAAAGGAGUGACUCCCUCCGAGGACACUUGAACUCCCACGCGGAGCUCCCCCGGGCCUGCGAGCAGACAGAAGCGCCUGAGUCUGCAGAGAGUGAGGCGCUGUUGGAGGUUUGUCAGAGAAGGCAUUUUCUUAGCGGAACUAAGCAGCAGCUUAGCCGAGAUUCUCUUCUGAGCGGGUGCCACCCCGGUUUUGGAACUUUGGGCAUAGAGCUGCGGAAGAACCUGGCCGCAGAAUGGUGGUCCUCGGUGGUGGUGUCCAGGGAGCAGGUCUUCGCGGUGGACGCCCCCCACCACAAACCUGGAGACGGCGCCUUCAGGUUAGUUUCUGCAGAAACUCUACGAGAAAUCUUGCAAGACAAAGAACUGAGUAAGGAACAGCUAGUAGCAUAUCUUGAGAACUUAUUAAAAACUUCUGGGAAACUACGGGAGAAUCUUCUUCACGGUGCCUUGGAGCAGUAUGUUAAUUGCCUGGAUCUGGUAAACAAGAGGCUACCUUAUGGCCUUGCUCAGAUUGGAAUUUGUUUUCAUCCUGUUUCUGACACAAAGCAGAUUCCUAGUGGUGUUAAAAGAAUUGGUGAGAGGACUGAAGCUUCACUAGUAUGGUUUACCUCUGCAAGGACUUCAAGUCAGUGGCUUGAUUUCUGGUUGCGUCAUCGACUCCUGUGGUGGAGAAAGUUUGCCAUGAGUCCAUCUAACUUCAGCAGCAGUGAUUGUCAGGAUGAAGAGGGACGAAAAGGAAACAAACUUUACUACAAUUUUCCCUGGGGAAAGGAGCCAAUAGAAACCCUGUGGAAUCUAGGGGAUCAAGAACUUUUACACAUGUAUCCUGGAAAUGUGUCUAAAUUACACGGCCGAGAUGGACGGAAAAACGUGGUUCCUUGUGUCCUGUCUGUGAGUGGGGAUCUGGACCGAGGCGUGCUGGCUUACCUCUACGAUUCUCUCCAGCUCACAGGGAACUCCUUUGUGAGGAAGAAAAUCCUUCAUAGAAAGGUCCUUAAACUCCACCCUUGCUUGGUCCCUAUGAAGGUUGCUCUGGAUGUGGGAAGAGGCCCCACCUCGGAGCUAAGACAGGUUUGUCAAGGGCUAUAUAAUGAAUUGCUAGAAAGUGGAAUUUCUGUGUGGCCUGGAUAUUUGGAAACCAUGCCAUCUUCAUUGGAACAACUUUAUUCAAAGUAUGAUGAAAUGAGUAUCCUCUUCACAGUUUUGAUUACUGAAACUACUUUGGAGAAUGGAUUAAUACAUCUGAGAAGUAGAGAUACCACAAUGAAGGAAAUGAUGCAUAUAUCCAAAUUAAAAGACUUUUUAAUCAAGUAUAUAUCAUCAGCUAAGAACGUAUAGGUUUUCACAUUUGUAUAAUAAAUACUCCUAAUUUGGUUGUCUUAUGUUCAUUUGGAUUGUUUUUAGUCCCUUUGUACUCAGAAGUGAACAUUUUUUGGUGCUUUGACUCAUUCGGUGUUAUACUUUUGAUGUGUUCCAUCAUACCAAGAAUAUGUUAAGCUACAAGAAACAAAAAUUCUACUACACUAGUUUAAGCAAAUUGAGGUUUGUUUUUCUCAUAUAACAUGCAAAUGCAGGGGACAGACCGUCCAAAGCUAGUGUACCUCUAGAUAGUUAGGGACCCAGGCACUGGGUUGACCACCAUCUGCAGUAUGUUGACUUUUAUCUUUGCUUGUUGCCUCAUGAUCACAGGUGGCUGCUGCAUUUCCUUUUUUCUUUCCACCUUCUAAUGAGGAAAGUCAAGGAGACAAGAGCCAGCCAGUGAAGAUUCUUCCCACUUUAGUUAAGAAAAUAAGAGCUUUCCAAGCCAUUCCAGUCAGAAGAUCUCUUUACAUCUCAUUGAUCAGAACUAGGCCAAGUGGCAGUUGGUCUGGGACCAGUCACUAUCUAAGGAAAUGGGAAUGCACUGGUUUAGUAAAGUGUAACUUUUCCUUUGGGUGCAGUAGUAUCUGACUGAAAUGGGUUUUGUUAUCAGGAAAGAAGAGGGUAUUUGUUGUUCGUUUUUGCAGUCCUAGGGAUUGAACCCAGAAGUUCUUUACCACUGAGCUACAUCCCAAGCCCUUCUUAUUUUAUUUUGAGAUGAGGUCUUGCUAAGUUGCUGAGUCUGGCCUGAAACUUCCAAUCCUCCUGCCUCAGCCUCUUGAGUAGUUGUCUUAAGAUAAAAAAUAAGAAGGGCUGGUGCUGACUCAGUGGCAGAGUGCCCUGGGUUCAAGCCCGAGUACAGGGAGGGGUAUGAUUUCCAUAAAAUAAACUUACCUAUUUCAAGUGAUUGAUGAGUGUAUGAGUAACUACCAUCACAAUGACAACAGGACAUUUUCAUCACCCCACAAUGUCCCCUCAUGCCAUUUUAGACUGCCUUAGUAGUAAACCUUAUGAGAUUGAGAGCUACUUACCUUGACAGAA